Messenger RNA from Corythoichthys intestinalis (scribbled pipefish), 3476 nucleotides. RefSeq names its product cationic amino acid transporter 2-like. The transcript is spliced from 13 exons. Gene Ontology annotation, biological process: L-arginine import across plasma membrane; L-ornithine transmembrane transport. Gene Ontology annotation, cellular component: plasma membrane. Bases 1029 to 3008 code for a protein of 659 amino acids. Lineage: Eukaryota; Metazoa; Chordata; Actinopteri; Syngnathiformes; Syngnathidae. Gene Ontology annotation, molecular function: L-ornithine transmembrane transporter activity; L-lysine transmembrane transporter activity; L-arginine transmembrane transporter activity. The record is from RefSeq and is a predicted model, not a curated record.
AUGAGCACAUUAUGAUCCAAACAAGGGCAAGAAAGGCUACUUUGUGACUAAUUCCAUUGAGUGGGAGGGUCCCGCUUGCUACGCUUGUAGACCCGCGCUGAAAAAAAAAAAAAAAAAUGUUCUCGACGUUGGACGGUCCUCCUGGGGCAGCAAACAAGCUGUAAUUAAAAUUCAAAUUGUCCUGACUCCAGCGGCGGUAUCUUCGGACAUGAUCCUGCAGCAGUGAGGUGAGAAUUGUUAGUAACAAAAUAAUUGUUGAUGUAAUACCCUCAUAAAAGGUGGAAGUUGUCAAAGGUUGAGUAAAGGGUUCGGCUUCCUUAUUUUAUGUGAGGCAAUCAUAUAACUAAACAUUGGCAUUAUAAAACAAUAAUUGGAUUAAGGUGGAUUAAAGAUGGCAAUUAUGAGUCAAUAAUAAGAAUAGAGGCAUGAUUUCAACACGUGAAUGAUGAUUAAUUAAAUACUAAAGAUUUAAUGAUUUUUUAAAAAUUAUAUAUUUCAAUCACAGAUUGCAUUGUAAUCGUGAAACCUUUAAACAACGGAACUUUUGUCAGUGCACAAUUUCCCAAUACACCAAUUAAACUGAUGCACACUGAAAAUAGAGAAAUUAGAUUAAAUAAGCACCUGAUAAAACGUGGGUUUGUGGAAAUAUAUAAAAUGUGCUUGUCUUUACAAAAUUUGCCCACAAAACAAUGGGCCGGCUCCAAGGGCUUAGGUUUGGUCUCUUUGGUAGUAAUAUCUUUAUUCAUUCAUUCAUUUAUUUUGCUUGCAACGAAAAAACACAAAAGAGAAUGAAAAAACAAAAAUCAAUGUAAUUUUACACAAAAUUCCAAAAAUGGACCGGAAAAAAAAGUCUUGGCACCCUUUAAAAAAUCGUGAUGCUUCUGUAAUUUCUGUAAUUAACAGCACCUGUUACUUACCUAUGGCACAUAACAGGUGGUGGCAAUAACUAAAUCACACGUGCAACCAGUUAAAAUGGAUUAAAGUUGACUCAACCUCUGUCCUGUGUCCUUGUGUGUACCACAUUGAGCAUGAAGAAAAGAAAGAAGACCAAAGAACUGUCUGAGGACUUGAGAAGCAAAAUUGUGAGGAAGCAUGGGCAAUCUCAAGGCUACAAGUCCAACUCCAAAGACCUGAAUGUUCCUGUGUCUACCGUGCGCAGUCAUCCUUACAUUCCGGACCCAAGCAUGGCGCUCAAGUUGUUCUUCUCCAGCCUGUCGCGAACGAAACCUCUGGAGCCCGAUGGGGAGGAGUCAACCUUUAAACGAUGCCUGACCACUCUUGACCUGGUAGCGCUUGGUGUGGGCAGCACGCUUGGGGCCGGCGUCUACGUCCUGUCCGGAGAAGUGGCCAGAGAGUCUGCCGGGCCCAGCAUCAUCAUCGCCUUCUUCAUCGCUGCUCUGGCAUCUAUAUUCGCCGGAUUGUGUUAUGCAGAGUUUGGCUCCAGAGUUCCAAAAACUGGCUCAGCGUACCUUUAUAGCUAUGUGACGGUCGGAGAGCUGCUGGCUUUUAUUACCGGCUGGAAUCUGCUUCUCUCUUAUGUCAUAGGCACGUCCAGUGUAGCGCUUGCGUGGAGUGGGACGUUUGAUGACCUCAUCGGGGGUGUCAUGUCCAAAUACUUGGCGGAAAAUGCAGCAAUGGGCCUUCCGGGGUUGGCACCCUAUCCAGAUAUCUUUGCUGCUUUUCUCAUCUUGGUUCUAUCUGGCUUGCUUUCAUUUGGAGUGAAAGAGUCAACCACAAUCAACAAGGUCUUCACAGGGGUCAACAUCCUGGUUCUGGUCUUUGUCGCCAUCUCAGGCUUCAUCAAAGGCGAUAUCGCUAACUGGCAAAUCAGUGAAACUGAUUUGCUCAACGCCACAGCACAACUCAAUAACUUGAGCACCACUGCCAAUAUCACAAGCAACUUCGGAGUCGGUGGUUUUUUCCCCUACGGCAUCAGUGGAACCCUGGCUGGGGCGGCAACAUGCUUCUACGCCUUUGUGGGCUUUGACACAAUCGCAACGACAGGUGAGGAGGUGAAGAACCCUCAAAAGUCUGUUCCAAUUGGGAUUGUGGCCUCUCUACUAAUCUGCUUCCUGGCCUACUUUGCUGUUUCUGCCGCACUUACCCUCAUGAUGCCCUACUACAUGCUCAACAAAAAAAGCCCACUGCCUGUGGCAUUUGAAUACAUCGGCUGGGGGGCCGCCAAAUAUGUUGUUGCCGUGGGUUCACUUUGUGCCUUGUCUACGAGUCUGUUGGGCUCGAUGUUUCCCAUGCCGAGGGUGAUGUUUGCCAUGGCAAGGGAUGGCCUGCUUUUCCAACCCCUGACCAAAGUCACCUCCAGGGGUAGUCCUGGUAUUGCAACAAUCACAUCUGGAAGUGUGGCAGCUUUCAUGGCUGUGCUGUUCGACCUGGAUGCCUUAGUGGAGAUGAUGUCUAUCGGGACUCUGUUUGCCUACACACUUGUGGCCAUAUGCAUCCUCAUACUGAGGUAUCAAGUGUCUCCAACUGACGGUGGAGAGUUAAAAAUCAUGGAAUCCAACUCCAUCCUUUCCUUUGUUAAGCCUCCAGCAUCUCCAAAUUCAGAGACCUCAAGAAGAGUCACCAUUCUGAUUUUAAUUUCUGUUGUAUGCGUGACUGCUCUGUGCAUCACCUUAAACCUGGCUAUUGAUUCACUAUACAACGCGGAGGCAUGGAGUAUAGUGCUGGUAUGCAUCUUCUCCUUUAUCUUGCUUCUUGCCGUUUUCGCCAUCUGGAGGCACCCACAGAACCCAAAUAGAGCAUCCUUCAUGGUACCCUUACUCCCCUUCCUGCCCAUUGUGAGCACACUUAUAAACGUCUACCUCAUGUUCCAGUUACAAGCCGCCACAUGGUUGAGAUAUGCCAUCUGGAUGGCAAUAGGUCUGAUCAUCUACUUUGGCUAUGGGCUGCAUUACAGUGUUGAGAGCCAGCGUCGCAAAACCAAACUGUCAGACAUCGAAACCAUCUGUGAAAUUACCGACAAGGAAAAUUUUAGCGAGUGCAAAUUUUGAGCACUAGCAGGCUGGGGAGAGAUGAAUAGAGAUGUUACUGUGAGACAUUUUUUUUAUUCCUUCCUACAGUGAUGAGCAUUUCAAAAUGACUCUAUCACACGUUCAUGCACUUAAGGCUCAAUGCACAUUUUGUUUUCCGCUGUCUGGGUUCCACAAUUUUUAUCUUGCCAAUAAUAUUUCCAUUUAUUCCGGAUUGGAAGACAUUCUUGCACCCAUGUGCUUUAUGAACUGUAGUAAAAACAAAUCAUUCGCCAAUACUUGUAUUUUAUUGAAACUGUAUGAAAUUACUUUUUUGAUUAAUUCUCAUUUUUUUACAUUUUUUUUUUUAGCAAACGGCAGUCAUGAGCUAAUCCUGAUUCCUGUUUUUGUUUUAGUCAUGUUUGCAGCACAUUUCUUGUACCUAAGUGUAAAUAUUAAAGGUGUACAUGUUUUGUAAUUAUACAUUUUGAAUGUAUACUUGAAAUUAAA